Molecule: messenger RNA, 1356 nt
Organism: Triticum turgidum subsp. durum (durum wheat)
Lineage: Eukaryota; Viridiplantae; Streptophyta; Magnoliopsida; Poales; Poaceae
Source: the annotation of a GenBank genome assembly
AUGGCGUAUUCUGGACAGAGGCAUGUCGAUGCCGCCGGGAGCUCGUCGCGGCAGGGGAAUGGCUUCAAGGGGCAGGCCAGCUCAGUUGAGUUCCUGGGAAGGGGAAUGGUGGGGAUGCAGCUCAGAGAUGCAAAGCCAGAUGAUGCUCAUGAUGAAAGGGACAAUGAGCCAGAUGUGGUUGCCGAUUCUGGUUCUGAAGCUGGUCAAAUAAUUGCAACCACAAUCCGUGGUCGAAAUGGUCUGCCAAAACAGUCCGUCAGUUACAUUGCUGAACAUGUGGUUGGAACUGGUUCUUUUGGAGUUGUAUUUCAGGCCAAAUGUCGAGAAACGGGAGAAGUCGUUGCCAUCAAAAAGGUUCUUCAAGAUAAGCGUUACAAAAACAGGGAAUUGCAAAUUAUGCAUAUGCUUGACCAUCCGAACAUUGUUGGUCUUAAGCAUUACUUCUUCUCAACCACUGAAAGGAAUGAGCUUUAUCUUAAUCUUGUCCUUGAGUUCGUUCCAGAGACAGUUAACCGGAUGGCAAGACAAUACAACAGAAUGAAUCAAAGAGUGCCCCUCAUUUAUGUCAAACUAUACACUUAUCAGAUAUGCCGAGCACUUGCUUAUAUACAUAACUGUGUUGGCAUCUGCCACCGUGAUAUCAAACCACAGAACGUUCUCGUUAACCCACAUACACACCAGCUUAAAAUAUGUGAUUUUGGCAGUGCAAAGGUCUUGGUCAAGGGAGAGCCAAAUAUCUCCUACAUAUGCUCAAGAUACUACCGAGCACCAGAACUCAUAUUUGGUGCAACUGAAUAUACUACAGCCAUUGAUUUGUGGUCCACAGGCUGUGUGAUGGCAGAGCUGCUUCUUGGACAGCCACUCUUUCCUGGGGAAAGUGGAGUUGAUCAGCUGGUUGAGAUUAUCAAGGUCUUGGGUACUCCAACAAGGGAAGAGAUCAAGUGCAUGAAUCCAAACUACACGGAGUUCAAGUUCCCACAAAUUAAGGCUCACCCAUGGCACAAGGUUUUUCAGAAAAAGCUUCCACCUGAAGCAAUGGACCUUGUCAGCAGGUUUCUCCAAUACUCACCAGAUCUUCGGUGCACUGCUAUGGAAGCCUGCAUGCACCCGUUCUUUGAUGAGUUGAGAGAUCCAAACACCCGCCUACCUAACGGCCGGCCUCUUCCACCCCUCUUCAACUUCAGAUCUCAAGAGCUAAACGGUAUACCUCCUUUUCGCGUGUCCUCUCCAUGUUUUUCGCGUUGUUUGGUGUCUGGACUCUGGAGGGAAGCUUGUAAAUUGAGCUGUAGCUUUCUGUGGGUGACAAGCACUGGUAGUAGAGUUGUCCCGGGAUGCAUGUUUGGUUUGGAGGCUUGA